Molecule: messenger RNA, 315 nt
Organism: Sphenostylis stenocarpa
Lineage: Eukaryota; Viridiplantae; Streptophyta; Magnoliopsida; Fabales; Fabaceae
Source: the annotation of a GenBank genome assembly
AUGGAGAAGAAGUUAAGGAUAAAGAAGAAAGUAUGGAUGAGGAAGAAGUUUGGGAUGAAGAAGAAGUUUGGAAUGGAGAAGAAUCUACUAAUUAAGGAAGCAGAAGAAGUUAAGGAGGAUGGAGAAGAAGUUAGGGAAGGAGAAAAAGUGAAGAAUGAAGAACAAGUUAGGGAAGGAGAAGAAGUUAAGGAUGGAGAACAAGUUAGGGAUGGAGAAGAAGAAGUUAAGGAUGGAGAAGUAGUUUGGGAUGGGGAAGAAGUGAAGAAAGGAGAAGAAGUUAAGGAAGAAGAAGAAGAAGUUUUGGAUGGAGAAUAA